UCACUGCCAUUAAUUUGAUUACAUUGACAGUCGCCAUUCCUCAUUGACUCCGUGCUUGUUGGUGUUCUGAUCCCAGAAUACUCCUUCUCACGUAGGAGCCUUAAAACGCACGUUACCUCUUGAAGUUCUUUCCUCCUUACCUCUCAUUUUCCCUCAUUAACUCGCUCGAAUUUCAACCACUUUUCAUAUAUGACACUUUCAGAAGUCUCUCCAGAUUCAGCAGACGACCCUAGUCCACCUGUUGACUCUGGAGCCUUUUCGUCGUCCGAUACCUUGGUUGUUCCCAGAGUAUCCAACCCGGAUCUCGUCGAUACUGACAAAGCUUCCUCGCCCGACGGUGGCUAUGGUUGGAUCUGCGUCUUCUGUUCUUUCAUAGUUCAUUUUUUCGCCCUUGGGAUCGAGUCUUCCUGGGGAGUGUACCAAAGCCAUUACUUCGUAUCAUGCGAUUUGGGUCCUGUUUCCAACUCAGAUCUGGCCUGGGUAGGGUCCAUCCAAGCAACUGGGCAACCACUCGUUGGAAUUUUGGCUGGAAUCCUGGCCCAACGUAUCGGCUACAGACUAACGGGAUUUAUCGGCACGUGCAUUAUGUGCAUCGGUUUGAUCUCCGCGUCGUUUUCUACUCACAUAUGGCAUUUAUACCUCACUCAAGGUGUAUUAUUCGGCGUUGGGAGUGGUUUCGCAUUCAUUCCUGCCGUCUGUAUCCCUUCGCAAUGGUUCACUAAACACAGAGGACUUGCCACAGGAAUAGCAGCUAGCGGCUACGGAGUUGGGGGUUUAUUGCUCAGCCCCGUUACGCAGAGACUCAUCGACCUCCUGGGCUUCCGCUGGGCUCUUCGAAUCACGGGAUUGUUGACUCUGGUUGCCCUUGGGGUAGCUGAUAUUUACCUUCGGCCCCGUACAUCGGCCAAGCCGGCCACGAAGGUGGACAAAACAUUGCUGACGGAUAACGUGUUCUUGUUUCUGUGUUCUAUUGGAUUGCUCAGUGGUCCUGGCUUCUACGUUCCUAUUUUCUAUGUUCCGGACUACGCCAUCAAUAAGCUGGAGCGCAGCGCUCAGGAUGGUGCAAAUGCUGCAGCUCUCAUAUCGGCCUUUUCCGCCGUAGGCCGCGUGCUUGUCGGUAUAGUCGGCGAUCAGCUGGGUCAUUUGCCUGUGCUUUCCUUGUGUCAAUGCAUGGGUGGUAUUGCCCAAAUGGCGAUAUGGCCUUUUGCUGGCAGCCUGUCGGGUUUGAUGGCCUUUUCAUCCAUCUAUGGAUUUUUCACCGGCGGUUAUGUUAGUUUGUAUCCAGUUGUUGCUGCUGAUCUGUACGGCGUUGAAGGCCUAGCAAGCAUCACUGGAAUCAUGUUUUCCAGUUUUGUGCCGGGAACACUUCUUGGUCCUCCCAUCUCAGGAGCUAUUCUUGAUUCUCACACCAACCCCCUCACUGGCAAGAUCAAUUUUCUCCCUGUACAGCUCUUCGGGGGUAGUUGGCUCUUGGGGUCAGCUUCCAUGGCUGUCAUGGUCCAGAUUUUCCAUGCCAAGGAAGGUUCAAUCGCGCUGGUGUGAUGCACUUCCGACAUCGUCUGCUUUUUUUGGGUUCCAUCUAUGUCACUGGUUUGGGGUGCGGGCACUCCUUGGGACCCUGAGGAUUUCCUAGCUGAGGGGCAUGGAACUACAUGCCGGAUCUCGAUCUCAGAAGGCGAUCGAGUGUAAACGAUCGAGUGGUCGAUCUACCUGACACUCAUGGUCCCUCAAACCAAAAAGUUGCCAAGUUUGGAUGGUCUAGUCGUUGAACGCCCGAAAACCGUGGACAUUUUGAUUAAAAAUACAAAACAGGAACUGCAUAUCAUCAGAGUCAUUCAUAGAGUCUGGGAGCAUUCUUGGUCAUGAUUUUGAAACAUGAAGCUCAGACUUUCUGGUGCAUGCUUGAAUGA
Molecule: messenger RNA, 1910 nt
Organism: Desarmillaria tabescens
Lineage: Eukaryota; Fungi; Basidiomycota; Agaricomycetes; Agaricales; Physalacriaceae
Product: major facilitator superfamily domain-containing protein
Exons: 15
Coding region: 190-1542 (450 amino acids)
Biological process (GO): transmembrane transport
Cellular component (GO): membrane
Molecular function (GO): transmembrane transporter activity
Source: RefSeq, a predicted model, not a curated record